Messenger RNA from Phyllostomus hastatus (greater spear-nosed bat), 1101 nucleotides. RefSeq names its product immediate early response 3 (gene IER3). Gene Ontology annotation, cellular component: nucleus. The record is from RefSeq and is a predicted model, not a curated record. The coding region runs from base 56 to 526 and encodes 156 amino acids. Gene Ontology annotation, biological process: DNA damage response; negative regulation of apoptotic process. The transcript is spliced from 2 exons. NCBI's taxonomy places the organism in Eukaryota, Metazoa, Chordata, Mammalia, Chiroptera, Phyllostomidae.
ACUAGUUCUGGGAGGCUGCGGGGCCGCAUUCGUCAUUGCUUUCCGCUCGGCUGCCAUGUGUCACUCUCGCAGUUCCCUCCCCACCAUGACCAUCUUGCGGGCCCCGACCCCAGUACCCUCCAAGAGCCCAGGACCCCGGCGGGGCUCCGGUCCUGAGAUCUUCACGUUUGACCCUCUCCCGGAGCCGGCAGUGGCCCCUGCCGCGCGCACCAGCGCCUCCCGCGGACACCGAAAGCGGAGCCGUAGGGUCCUCUACCCACGACUGGUCCGGCGCCAGCUGCCCGUCGAGGACCCGAAUCCUGCCAAAAGGCUCCUUUUUCUCCUGCUCACCAUCGUCUUCUGCCAGAUCCUGAUGGCUGAAGAAGGUGUGCCGGCGCCCUUGGCCCCAGAGGACGCCCCCAGCGCUGCGUCCCCCGCGCCCACCCCUGCGCCCCCCGCCCUCGAGCCACUUAAUCUGACCGCAGAGCCCUCGGACUACUCUCUGGACCUCAACACUUUUCUCCAGCAACAACCAGCCGCCUUCUAACCGUGACUUUCCGCACUCCCCAACAAGAAUCUGAAAAAGCAAGGAAACACCAGGCGUAUCUGGUGUUCGAGAGAGUAUCCCAAACUGGGACUCACGAGGCAACUCGCACUCAACACUGCAGGGGAGCCGCCACGCACACGCCAGGCAAGGCCCGGCGGGGAAGAAGGGCGGCGUUAACUUAAGUCUCAUUGCUCCUAAUUAAUAUUUAUGUGUAUUUAUGUCUGUCCCCUAGGUGACAGGGGAAUGGGUUAAUAUUUAUUUAACUUAUACGAGGGUGCGAGACGUGCCCGUUGCUGCACAUGCAGGUCUCUAUAUUGAGCUUGGUGGGACUGACGCUCGGCGCCCUGGCGGUGGGUGGUGGGUUUAGGGGUGACACUCUCCGUCCUCCAGCAUCUGAACCCCCUGGGACUCCUCCGUGAGGCUUCGGCGGACCGUUGGUUAUAAGGUCCUUGGCUUUCGGUCUCCUCGAAGUUGUCCCCAAGGAGUGGCUACGUGGUGAGGGGUCGGGGCUGUUAGAGGGCGGCUGUGGGGUCGCCCGUAUGUUCUGUGAACACAAAUAAACUCGAUUUACUGUC